This is a messenger RNA of Ylistrum balloti, 1361 nucleotides long. Its product is annotated as cryptochrome DASH-like. Gene Ontology annotation, molecular function: damaged DNA binding; deoxyribodipyrimidine photo-lyase activity; FAD binding. The record is from RefSeq and is a predicted model, not a curated record. The annotation marks the transcript as partial. NCBI's taxonomy places the organism in Eukaryota, Metazoa, Mollusca, Bivalvia, Pectinida, Pectinidae. Gene Ontology annotation, biological process: photoreactive repair. The transcript is spliced from 12 exons.
CCAAGCCACAAAAGGUUGAUGAUGUCUUCGAAAGUCAAAGUUAUCGUCUGCCUUCUUCGUAAUGACCUGAGGCUACAUGAUAACGAGGUUUUACACUGGGCAAACAAGACAGCUGAAUAUGUGUUGCCUUUGUAUUGCUUCGAUCCUCGCCAUUUUCAAGGAACAUAUCAUUUUGAUUUCCCUAAAACUGGAGCACAUCGUGCCAAGUUCCUCUUGCAGAGCGUUGCUGACCUUCAAAAUACAUUGAAAAGCAAGGGAAGUGGUUUGGUGAUAAGGAUGGGGAAACCAGAAGAGAUUGUUCCACAGAUCAUCAAUACAGUUGGUCAGGACCAAGUUUCAUUCGUAUGCUAUCACGAGGAGGCCACUGCUGAAGAACUAGAAGUAGAGUCAAAACUGCAGAAAAGUUGUGGUGUUAAAGUUCAAAGUUUUUGGGGUCAUCCCCUCUAUCAUAGAGAUGACCUCCCAUUCAGGAUUCAACAGUUACCAGAUGUAUACACACAGUUCAGGAAGAAUGUAGAAGGUCAGGCGAGAGUGAGGAAGUCUUUGACUAUGCCAGACAAACUCCAGCCCCUACCACCUGGUGUUGAGGAGGGACAGGUGCCGUCGUUAACAGACCUUGGCUUGACGGCUGCUCCUGAGGAUCCACGUUCUGUGAUGUCAUUCCAGGGAGGAGAAACUGUUGCCCUUGACAGACUCAAUCACUAUCUGUGGCAAUCUGACAGUGUGUCUACUUAUAAAGAGACAAGGAAUGGCCUUGUAGGCUCUGACUACUCUACCAAAUUUUCUGUGUGGCUGGCCAAUGGGUGUAUUUCCCCACGUCACAUCUACUGGGAGAUUAAGAAAUAUGAGGCUGAGCGUUUAGCUAACCAGUCAACAUACUGGGUGACCUUUGAGUUGCUGUGGAGGGAUUACUUCAGAUAUGUGGCACUGAAAUAUGGAAAAAAACUGUUCAGUGAAGGGGGUAUACAAGAGAAGGCAAUUCCUUGGAAACGAGAUCGAAACCUUUUGAAGGCCUGGAUGGAAGGAAAAACUGGAGUACCAUUUGUAGACGCCAACAUGAGGGAACUGGCUGCCACUGGUUUCAUGUCGAACAGGGGCAGACAGAAUGUUGCUAGUUUUCUGACUAAAGACUUGAAACUUGACUGGAGGAUGGGAGCAGAGUGGUUUGAAUCACAACUGAUUGAUCACGAUGUGUGCAGUAACUAUGGCAACUGGUUAUACAGUGCUGGCAUUGGUAAUGAUCCUAGAGAGGAUCGCAAGUUCAACAUGAUCAAACAAGGGCUUGACUAUGAUCCUGAGAGGCUUGACUAUGAUACUGAGGUAAGUUCCACAUCAAACAGAGGCUUGACUAUGAUCCUGAG